Messenger RNA from Doryrhamphus excisus (bluestripe pipefish), 1254 nucleotides. It is a transcript of the gene timmdc1, whose product is annotated as translocase of inner mitochondrial membrane domain containing 1. The record is from RefSeq and is a predicted model, not a curated record. Gene Ontology annotation, cellular component: mitochondrion. Gene Ontology annotation, biological process: mitochondrial respiratory chain complex I assembly. Lineage: Eukaryota; Metazoa; Chordata; Actinopteri; Syngnathiformes; Syngnathidae.
GCGCUGUGGUCCGUGUCGCUGUAUGGACAAGUAGAGAGGUCGACAAGCAAGGACAACGAUGACUCCUUCAUUCUACAUUCGAGUACCGGCAUUAAACGACACUAAUUAUUAACAUCUGUCGUUGAUGGGCUUUUCCCAAGUGACUGGAAUUCGGACCUGCACCUCCAUGCCUGAUGCCAGCUGAAGCAUGAUGCAUCCGGAUCAGACCGCGACAAGCUUCACCCUUUGGAGACGACUGGCAGAUUGUGGCCCCCGGGGCCCGAUCUGGACUUCCAGGCCUCCUGGCCUCGGCUCCCUGCUCCCCAGGGUCCAUGCGGCUGACGUGGCUUCUGGCCAGCCCGCACCCUCCUGUCCCUCCUCCUCCUGUGCUGCUCCCGUGCACGCCCUCGCGGCCGACACCGUGCCAAACGAAAGCGGCUGGGACCGCGUGAAGGAUCUGUUUCAGAGAGAUGCGAGCCGCGGCUACUCGGACGAGGUCACCAAUGUGCUAAAAAGCGCAUUUGUUGCCGCCAUCGCUGGCUUCAUCUAUGGAGGCCUGCCGGCGGCUCGCCACGCCAAGCAGAGGUACAUCCAAAUGAGCCAGGCGGAACUCUACAAUAGUCGUGUAGAAGCCGUGCGUUCUGCACACAACGCGGCCGUCCGCGGCUUUGUCCGGUAUGGAAGCCGAUGGAGCUGGAGAGUGGCUGCAUUUGUCACCCUGUUCAAUUCCAUCAGUACGGGCCUGUGUGUUUACCGGGACAAAUACAGCCUGAGCAGCUUUGCUGUGGCUGGAGCGGUGACUGGAGGUGUCUUCAGGCUGACCCUGGGCGUACGAGGACUGGUGGCAGGCGGCAUCAUGGGAGCGGUGUUGGGGAUUCCGACAGGCGCGCUGAUCCUCGGCAUGAACGCGCUGACGGGAGAAAGCGUGCAGGAACGGAGGUGGCGAGAGCGCCAGGAGAUUCAUCGACUGGGGGCUGAAGAGUGGACGGCUCGACUUCACCUGACGGACGAGCUGAUCGGCGAUCUAAACGCGAGCUCGGGGACGGAGAGCGAAAAGGACGCAGAAAGGAUCCGGGAGCUGCUGGGCUCCGGGCAGGAUGAGGAUAGAGGUCAGGACUCCAGGCAGGAUGAGGAUAGAGGUCAGGACUCCAGCAGCCAGUGACGGUGGUUGUCAUUGGCUGCUGGCCACUGAACACUUUUGGAUCUGCACAAUCUCUCUGCUACUUCCUGGGAAUAUCGUACAUAUUCCAAGCCAAUAAAUGUUGUAGAAAUAUU